Messenger RNA from Anolis carolinensis (green anole), 9520 nucleotides. RefSeq names its product Rho guanine nucleotide exchange factor 26 (gene arhgef26). Gene Ontology annotation, biological process: activation of GTPase activity. Gene Ontology annotation, molecular function: protein binding; guanyl-nucleotide exchange factor activity. The transcript is spliced from 15 exons. Lineage: Eukaryota; Metazoa; Chordata; Lepidosauria; Squamata; Anolidae. The record is from RefSeq and is a predicted model, not a curated record. The coding region runs from base 347 to 2989 and encodes 880 amino acids.
ACAAAUUCUUAUUUACCAGUUUCCCUGAUGAACUCUUAGAGGAAAGGUGUAUGUGAGAAUAAUUAUAUAUGACCCCUUCCACACCUGAAAGUGGUUUCUUGCUUAUCUUCUCAGGUGCUGUUAUUUCAAUCACGCAGACUGCACCCAAUUUAAAUUGCUACAGAUAAUAUUGGAUAUGCAUAAGUAUAAGUUGACCUCAUGUACAAAUUGAGGACAAAAUUAUGAAGUUUUGAAUAAGCUGAGGAUGUAAAGAAUGAAGUAAAGGAAAACAAUGCCAAAGAUCUUACAAAAUUCUAGAAAAUUAGUUGGAUGAGGAGGGAACCAAGGCAAAUUGUGGCUUUGAUAUAUGGAGGAGGUAAGGACUGAUUACACUCCUGAUGUCCAGUUGACUUUACCUAUUGGAAUGGAUGGACAAAAUGAAGUGGAUUUUUCCAAUAAUAACAUUGCACCAUUGUGGAGGAGAAGAUCUGCUCACCAACUCCAUUUGCAUGCAAAGAACAAGCCUAGGCCCCAAUCCUACCAGAGUUCCACCGGGGUCCUCUUCACUGAUUUUCCUGUAGAAGACAGAGACACAUUUACUUUAACUCAGCGUGCAGAAACAAUUACUUCUCCAGACAUCAAAUCCAUUCAAAGAAAUCCUCUACGCUUUGGCUGCAGUUUUGACUCUGUGCCAAAUGGCAAGGUUCAAUUUUCAGAGUGUAAAGCUGUCUCCCCAAGGCUUUCUGAACAGUCUCCUCAAACCUUGAAAAUGGUUCCAAACAAGUCUAUAAAUUUUACAGCCAAUGGUUCAGUAGGCAGUAAGCUGGUUAACCGAGGAAGAGUUUCCAAUCAGACUGGACAGAUUCCUGAGCAGGAUCAAACUGCUUGCAUAUCAGGUCUUGGAUCAUCACUUACAGAAGUCAUGCAUUCACCAAAUAACAACACAACUGCUGCGUUUGUGUUACAACCCAGCCAACUUUCUAAAAACUCAGAGCAGACAUCUGCCAGCCUAUCUGCUUCUUUGGAGCAACAGCAUCUGCCUCUCCAAAGACUACCAUCAAAUCAGAAUGAGAUUACAGAAACACCACCUGUGGUGCUGAGCACAAAUAGUCCUGUUGCCUUAAAAGUGGGAAAGCAGCAGAUCAUCCCUAAGAGUUUAGCUUCUGAAAUAAAAAUAACCAACAAAGCCAACAGUCAAAAUGUAGAACCAAACAGAAGAGUUCUGAAGGUUCGUAGCAUGGUAGAGACUCAUGGCAUGCCUUUGGUAGGUGGUGGAGACGAAGCAACAGAUGGUGACAGGGAAAGCCCAGGAAUACUAAGACGAAGUUUGCGGUCCACUUCAUAUCGCCGUGCUGUUGUGAGUGGUGUUGAUUUUGACAGCACUGCCAAUGUUAAGAUUAAAAACAGGAUGUCUCAACCAGCACUGAAGGCAGUCCUGGAGGACAAGGAGAGAUUCUCCAGUUUAGGAAGAAUAAAGAAGAAAAUGCUGAAAGGACAAGGGACCUUUGAUGGAGAAGAAAAUGCUGUGUUAUAUCAGAACUACAAAGAAAAAGCUCUUGAUAUAGAUUCUGAUGAAGAGUUGGAAUCAAAAGAACACAAGUCAAAUGAAAAAAUAGUUAUUCAAUAUAAACCUUUGAGAUCAACAUGGAGUCAGUUGUCUGCGGUGAAGAGAAAUGGCUUAUCCCAGACAAUCAGCCAAGAAGAAAGAAAAAGACAAGAGGCUAUAUUUGAAGUAAUAUCUUCAGAACAUUCAUACUUACUUAGCCUGGAGAUUUUGAUUCGGAUGUUUAAAAACUCUAAAGAACUAGCUGCUACAAUGACAAAGACAGAAAGCCAUCACCUCUUUUCCAAUAUUGCUGAUGUGUGUGAAGCAAGUAAGAAGUUCUUUAGGGAGCUUGAAGCAAGACAUCAGAACAAUAUAGUCAUAGAUGACAUAAGUGAUAUUGUAGAAAAACAUACUACCUCAACUUUUGAUCCUUAUGUGAAAUAUUGCACAAAUGAAGUCUACCAGCAGAGAACGCUCCAGAAAUUACUAGCAACUAAUCCAACCUUCAAGGAAGUGCUGUCACGGAUUGAGUCCCAAGAAGAAUGUAGGAAUCUACCUAUGAUUUCUUUCCUUAUUCUCCCAAUGCAGAGGGUCACGCGGCUUCCACUGCUGAUGGAUACUAUUUGCCAGAAAACACCUAAAGACUCACAAAAAUACGAAGUUUGCAAACGAGCUUUAAAAGAAGUUAGCAAGUUGGUUCGCCUCUGCAAUGAAGGUGCUCGAAAAAUGGAAAGGACAGAAAUGAUGUAUACGAUCAACUCCCAGCUGGAAUUCAAAAUCAAGCCAUUUCCACUGGUUUCCUCUUCCCGGUGGCUAGUGAAACGGGGUGAAUUAAUGGCCUUUGUGGAAGACAUGGGACUUUUCUCUAAAAGAACUUCUAAGCAACAAGUUUACUUCUUCCUCUUUAACGAUGUCCUCAUCAUCACAAAAAAGAAAAGUGAAGAGAGCUACAAUGUCACAGACUAUUCCUUAAGGGAUCAGCUGUUAGUUGAACAGUGUGACAGUGAAGAGCUGCAUUCCUCUCCUGUAAAAAACAGCACACCUAUUCUUUACUCUCGGCAGAGUUCUCCAAAUCACCUCUUCAGAUUAAAUGUCCUAAGUAACCACGCAGGAGAGAAGAUUGAACUGCUGCUGGGAACUGAAACUCAGAAUGAACGGGCUCGCUGGAUAACUGCACUUGGUCAGAGCAAUGAUAGACGGAGUAUGGAUAGGACAACCCUGACCCAAGUGGAGGUCAUCAGAACCUAUACUGCCAAACAGUCAGAUGAACUCUCCCUCCAGGCUGCUGAUGUGGUUCUCGUCUAUCAGAAAGUGAAUGAUGGUUGGUAUGAAGGAGAGCGUUUGCGUGAUGGAGAAAGAGGCUGGUUCCCAAUGGAAUGUGCCAAGGAAAUCACCUGUCAAGCCACCAUUGAAAAAAACAUGGAAAGAAUGGGUCGCCUGCUAGGCCUGGAAACAAAUGUAUAGACUCGAGUUCUAAUAACCACACACUAAUAUUUGCACUCAGUGAGAUCCAUGGCAUCUUGGUCUCCGAAUGGUCAGUUUGCAGCUAUAGCAUGUGAAGAAGGUGUCACAGAUAUCUGCACUAAUUAAAUGUGAAAACAUCUAUUCAGAGAUUGCAAGGAAAGAAGAACUUCUCAAUACAAGUCAGUAGCAUGUUUAAAGCAAUAAACUAUUUUAAUUAAAACGUAAAUCUCCAUUUGUAAAGUUCAUAACAGAAUGAUCUUUUGGAUUUCCACAUUGCCCAAGCCACUCUUAAAUUUUAAUUCAAGUGUAUCUGUGUACUUGAGCUUUCUUAUUUCACCUUCCAUUUUAGUUUACUGGACCGGUUUUGUUUCUGUGUAACUGCCUUGGCUUAGCAAGAAGCAGUGAUGUGCAAAGCCUGCUUCUGUACAUGCAUUGCUCUGGGUGCCCAUACAAUCAAACCAGUGAUGUCUGUGCCUCCUUUGAUUUUGAACUAGAGCUACAGUGUGGCUGUAGAGUAGAAUCUAUGGAGCAUUAAUUAGAAGUAUAUCCCUCUGAAGUCCCACAUAAUAUUUAUUGAUAGCUUUCCGCUGUAUGGUUCAGGCACCUCUAUUUUAACACCUGUCAUAGACAGAAAAAGAAGGCAUCCAACAGGAAAGUAAAUAAAUCCAGUAGUUCAUAACAAAAUUGACAAAAUUUUGACAGAAAUUCAGUUUUGUUUGAAAGUAUGGAAGUGGACCCUUUUUUCUGCUGGUAUCUAUGGAGGGUUUCCAGAACCUUGUGUAGAAACCAAAAUCCAUGGGUGCUCAAGUCCCAUUAUAUAUAUAGUGGCAUAUUAAAAAUGUAUCCCUUUAUAAAAUGGCAAAAUCCAGGUUUACCUUUUGUAUUUUUGUUUGUAGGGGGGUUUUUUUGGGAAUAUUUUAAAGACAUGAAUGGUGAAGUCUGUAGAUAGGAGGGCUGACUAUACAAAGUUCUGAUCAAGUGGCAGCUGGUAGUAGGAUUGUUUUGUUUUUAUCUUAUUAGCAAACAAUGGGCUGUUCAGAAGUAAAGACUUCCUUUCCAUUUAGUAAGCAAAAGAAACCUAGCUGAGUCAGCAGGGGUGUGGCAGGAGACACCCAACCCAGCUAGUUCACAAGGCACAAGUAGAAGAUAUUAACACAACCAUCCAGCAAAGUAGAAGUGCCCACUAUUGCUGAUCUUGGGAAAUCAGUAUGCACAUUUUGCAUUGGCCUUUUUUGUUUGGGUUUAGAAUAUAUACACUAGGUUGCAUCAAUAGAAGUAUAGUCUCUAGGUUGAGGGAAAUACUAGUCCCACUUGUCUCUGCUUUGGUCAGACCUUACCUAGAAUACAGUGUCUUGUUCUGGGCACCACAUUAGAGACAAAUGUUGACAUACUGGAACAUGUCCAGAGAAGGAUGAUGACAAUGGUUAAGGGUCUAAAAGCCAGACCCUGUGAGAAAUGUCUGAAGGAGCUAGGUAUGUUUAGUUGUAGAAAAGAAGACUGAGGAGGGGACAUGAGAGCUGGCAAUUUUUAAAUAUUGGAUAGGAUGUCACAUUGAGGAGGCAAGUAGAGAAUGGGAUAUGGGGCAAUGGAUUCAAAUUAAAAAGAAAAUAGAUUUCACCUAUACAUUUGAAAGACCUUCCUGAUGUUAAGAGUUGUUUGGCAGUAGAGUAUGCUGCUUCAGAGUGUGGCAGAGUCUCCUUUUCUGGAAGUUUUUAAGCAGAGGCUGGAUUACUAUCUGGUUUGAUUGUGUUUUGCUGCAUGACAGGGAGUUGAACUGGAUGGCCCUUGUAGUCUCUUCCACCCCUUACCUUUAAAUUAUUUAUAUCUUAGAGAGACUCUAAGAUCAACCUAUCACAGGACGUUCUUGGCCAUUUUUUUUGGGAGACAUUUGUUAUUGCCUUCGUCGAAGUCUGAGAAAGUAUGACUUCCAUAAGAUCACCCUGUGGGGUUUCCAUGGCUACAUGGGGAUUUGAAUCAAACUACUAUAUCACACUGGUUCUCAUACUUAGAUGAAUAUCUUUGAAUCAAUUCAUUAGAUUUCUACCUGUCAUGCCAGCUUUCUGCACAAUUGCCUUAGCUUUUGUUUUGUUACUGAAGAAUCCUUGCAAAUACUGUGAAUUAUGUUCUGCCGCAAAUGCAGCUCACCUUUUUUCAGUUUUUUCCUAUGUUUCUCAGCUGCAGUGAGCCUACUUGCUACGAACUCACAUUCAACAAAAUUGGUUGCUUGAUCAUUUGAUCAGUCGUUUGUCUCCAUUUGCAUAUGCUUUUUGGUGUUAACUUUACCAACUGAUUUGGUUGUCAAACCAUGGUCGCAAACUCGGCAAUCAGAAAAGUGUAUGUCCAAUUUCUUGUUCUGUAUAUAUUGGCUUUCACAGGAAACUUGAGAAGAAAUUAUCCAAACAGUAAGUGAGAGUCUGAAAACUGCUUCCCCCUCUUUUGGGGCCAAAUCACCUCCACAUUUUCACUCCUCAGUCAUUGCUUUGGCUGUGACAGUAGAUCACCAGAGACAUUUUUAAAGCACACAGAAAAUACCAGGACUUAGUAUAGUUGUCAUAUAUGUGGGGAUCAGUACUGAAGCUAGUAAAACUGGAAAAAGCUAGUAUCUGGCUGUGUUGAGCAUAAAAUAAACUCCAAUACAUAUAUUGUGGCAAUACCUUUAUUAAGCCCACUAAAAGUUCCAAAAAUUAUCACAUGACCUUUCCGUGCUGAUAGACAUUCUUAGCAAAUGUUUUUUUAAAAAAGCAUGCAGGGAAGGAAAGUGAUAAAUGUUACGAAUACAUUCCUGAACUCUGCCAUGCAAGGGUAGCAAACACAGUUCAGUCCUCAUUCAUUUGCACAAUUCACCUUAUAUGUAAAGGUUUUCCUUAUGACAUCACGAGUACACAACAUUAAUGCUUCAUAUGUUUAAAAGAAUAGGAGAAAGUACCUUGUUUCUUAAGAGUUUAUUACACUAAAUUACAUAAGGAAUUGACACCUUUUUGGUGCAGUGGUGGGUCAUAAAAAAGGCUAUCAGCCUUUGGACUAGCUGUUAGAAAGGGAUAGCAUUGCAGCAUCCAUCUAAACUACAUAUUAUGGUAAUUACAUGUUUUCCAAGGUUUUUUUCUGACUUAUGGUGACCCUAAGGUAUCACAUGGCUUCCUUGGCAAGAUUGGUUCACGGGGGUGGAGUUUCCCUUUUCUUCCUCUGAGGCUAUGAGUGUGACCUCAUAGUUGGUUUUCAUGGCAGAAGGAUAAUUUGAAUCCUAGUCUCCAAAGUCAUAGUCCAAUGUGCAAAUGAUUGCUCCAUGCUGGCUGUCUUAAAAAGUAUAUUUUCAACACUUUAAGUCAUUAAAUUCAAUAAGGAUCAGUAUGUACCAUAUGCCAAGACAGAAAAGGAAGAUACUGUUCUCAUCACUGCUUUGGAACUUUUUGCUUGGUUCCCCUGGAAACAAAAAGCUAUCACACGAAAGCUGUUUUGAAGCAUUGCGAGAUUUACAGCAUUUGCCAAAUCUGGAUUUAAGAAUUCAUAAGCAUGCUGUUAUCACAUUGGUACUUGUACACUUAAUGUUUUUCAAAGAUCUUGAAGAAUUUAACAGUUCAGGAAUGUGUUUUUAAUAAUUUCAGAUGAACCUUUUCCAAUAUUGUCUGGUUGUCAGCACAGAGAAAAGGGUUUUCCUAAAUUUGUUCAAAAGCCGUUGCUCCAUGAAUUUUAUUGGGCUUUCAUAAGUAGCUGCCUAUCAACUGAGGCUCUUGGUCUGUGGCCAAAGUGUGUUUUCUUCUCUUUCCUCAGGAGGGAGAGACAUGUCAGGAUUGCAUUGCCUGCUGAAGGACUCAUUAUAAAUAUCAACUUUGGAGUCUGACAGCAAUUUAUGUUGUCAGGCGAAGAUGUAAAUAGGAAUUAAUUUGUAAUUGCAUUUGUAAUUAAUUUAUAAAUAGCAAUUAAUUUGCAUUGCAUUUCCUUUUUAUGUAAAUAGGCAUGACAUUUUCUACACCAUGUAUUAUAAGGAACUUUGUCCUUUCUUUGCACUGCUUGUCACUCAAUAGAAAAAAGCAAAAGGUGAUAAAACUUUUUCCAAGUGAAUGAAAAUCUGUGUACUGUAAUGUUUAUAUAUUGUAGCAGACAGUGAAUAUUUGUGUAGUUCCAUGUAUACAUUCAUCUUGCACACAGUGGUCACAAUGCAGGUGCUGAAAUCCCUGCAUAAGGCAACUAAAGUAUCCAAAUGUACAGGAAGUAUGUAUGUUUUUUAAAAGCUGUACAAUAAAACUGUUCCACACGGCUUGUGUUGCUGUUUGUUUUUGAGCAGCGCUUUGGAUGGCAGCCAGUGAAACAUUGCAUUACUGUGCACGUAAAUAAAUCUGCUUCCAUGCUCAUGCAACAAAUCAUGCAAGUAUGUUCUUUAGUACUGAAGAAAUAACCUGUAUAUCUAAUCCAAGAGACAAGAUAAACUGGAAGGGUUUUUUUGCUGUCCAGAAAUUGUAUCAAUAUGAUCAUUGAAGGAUGGGAAAGGGAAGUAACAACUUUGAGCACAUGCCUCCUUCAUCCAGGCCAGGUCAUGGACAAUGUUACUCACCAUUUUGGCAGUGCUUACAACUAUCAGCUUCUUGUACUAAAGGUAGCAUGUCUCAUUCUACAUUCAUGUUCUGAGAUGACAUUCAAAGACCAUAAGGAACCGAUACAAGAUAAAUGGGGCUUCUUGGAAUCUUAAGAGACAUAUUUACCUUAUGAAGCUAUAACUAAUUUUUCCAUUAAAAUUCUGUGCUACAUUAGAUGUCAAAUUGUUGAAAUUACAGGGCGGGAAUACAGCAUACAUUUUUAAAUGUUAUAUUUAUUACUAAAGAGCUUUCAUGUUUAGUUUCUCUUCCCAUCUGCUUUUAUGGCUUCAUCAACCAAAUAUUUAUGCACAGGGAAAAUUUGACGACAUAUAGACAAAUUAAAUAUAUAAAUUCACAAAGUGCGAUUAGGUGGAGGAAGAAAUGUACAUCUGUGUGUUUUAAUUCUUUCAUUCACCAUUUUUGAACAGAGAUACAGAUCACAUAAAUUAUGCACACAGAUGACAUCUGUACUUCAUUACUGUCUUGUAGAUGAUGCCAAGUGAGCUGAUAGCUCUCUGGCAAAGUAGAAAUUUAGAAGUAACACUAUUGUUAAUUUCUGGGCUUUUGAGACUUGUUUCUGGAUUAAUUGCCUGGCAUCCAGUUAAUAAUGUAUGCAGGCGUCCUACUAUGCCUCUGGGCCGAAAAUUUUGCAUUGUCGCAUAGUGAUCAUAUUUGGUCUGAGGUGAAAAUCCACAUAAGCAGUAAGUGCCAUUGUGUGCAGUCAGGCUUUGGGCAUUAGUGGCACAUGGUUGAAAUUCUGUUAAUGAAGUGCUGUAACACAACCAAGGCAUAUAAUAAAUUAUUCUGUCUCCAUAAUACAGGAUCUCAGCAUAAUAGUUUAAUCAGAAGGCCUUGUACACAUUUUAAUUUGGUGUAACAUUUCUUGACCGUUAUAUGUAUCAGUCCAUAAGAUAGUUGUGACAGGCAACUUGUUACUUCUGGACUCUUCAACAGAGAAUAGUGCCCUGGGUUUCUGUCAAUCUAGAAUAUAGUAUAAAUACAUAUUUCAAAUAUUCUACAUGUUUCAGUGAUCAGUCACUGAAAUAUCUGAUACAUUCUCACUAUGACUUUUGAUGUUUUUCAUCAAAGAGCUCAGCAGUGAUGUCUCUUGUAGCUUUUAAAUUUAUGACAACUAUUUUUUAUUAACAAUUUUAGAACAGACCAAGUUGGCCAGUUAAAUCUAGAAGUUCCAAAUGCCUACAAUUUAAACAACUAAACAUGAAGAAGACUGGUGAGAGGCACAUGCACUCCAUUAGUGUGACCCAGAGAAUUGCACUUACCAGCUUUCUGACUGAGAUGUAGCUUCCAAAAUUGUAGGAAUCCCUUAUGCACUCUAUGGCUGAAAUCAAUACACUAAUACUGUCAAUAUUCUUGAUAAUAAAAUCUCGCAUAUAAAAAUAAUUAGGAUAUGGGCAUUUGGCGCAGACAUAGGAAUGUAAUUAAAAUUAUGGGAGAGAUCAGUUUUGUUAUUUGUUUAUAAAAUAAGCUUUUAAUUUAAAAAGUUAUAUUCAUGAUGCUGAAGCAGAACACAGUGUAUAUGUGAUUUUUAUAAAAUUUAAAGGGUUUACUUUCCCCCAAGCACAAUACAAAUCUAUACCAGGUGCCAUGGCCAGUAAAUCUUGUUCUGCAUCCCAAACAGGCAAUCGAUAGCAUUUUUAGUGUCUAACUGGAGUUCUGCAUAUAGGGACAGCCCUAGCUACUGGCGCAAGCACCAGCUAUUUGAUAGUACAUGGUUCUUACUGGGACUAGACUAGUACACACAUUGGCUCAAAUACCCAAAAGAAAAACUUCUCACAAGAAUUCUCACAUCUCUUGUUAUAACAAAAGCCAGCAACGCUUUUGUUCUAACAACAGUUCACUUGGAUUUUGAAGAGAAAGUACAGUAAAUAGAAAGCUAAAAAUGUGUUAAAGUGUGUGUGUGUGUGUGUGUGUUUGUGUGUGUCCGGGGGGGGGGGGGGGG